Paramormyrops kingsleyae is the source of this 7198-nucleotide messenger RNA. It is a transcript of the gene bcl2a, whose product is annotated as BCL2 apoptosis regulator a. Lineage: Eukaryota; Metazoa; Chordata; Actinopteri; Osteoglossiformes; Mormyridae. Gene Ontology annotation, biological process: extrinsic apoptotic signaling pathway in absence of ligand; release of cytochrome c from mitochondria; intrinsic apoptotic signaling pathway in response to DNA damage. The record is from RefSeq and is a predicted model, not a curated record. Gene Ontology annotation, molecular function: BH domain binding. Gene Ontology annotation, cellular component: mitochondrial outer membrane.
CCCAAUCAUCCCUGCAUGCUCAGAAGAAAAAGCCCCCUUAUUCAGAUUACAGCGGCCAAGCAUACUGUUAUCCGCUCUUCGACUCAACGCGAUUUGAGGCGAAGCACAUCCCAGAUCCCGCUUGUGCCUGGGUUAGAUUUCAUGGGGCUAUCUCUACCUGCCUGGACUUGAGACCCUGAUCUCAGGUUCUGGCCAUGGGGAAAAAAAGUAUUUUUAAAGCAAGAAAUCCUCCAUUCUGUAUGGUGGAUGAAGUAGGUAAGCCUUACAAGCAGGCUGUUGAGGAUACAGCAUACAAGGGUGUUGUGAGAUUUAGAAAUUCCGUUUCUGAUUAGGAAUUCAGAGAGGGAGGCUUUGAUACUCAAAAAGCAGCGUGCAGAGACCCAUCGUAAAUGAGCUAACAGAAGUAGGUAAAAAAAAUCACAUGGUAUUAAGAAAACGGGAAAAAUCCAGCUACCGCAUGAACCCCUCGCACUGGAUCUCCGUGCAGUAAAAGCACGGACGGCCCGGGCUCCGAGACUGCGGUUCAAUGCGGUCCCUGUCCGCAUAUCCCCAUCGAUACUCGGGAAACUUGCUCAGCUGCACGCCAUCAUAAAAAACGUGGCUGCUCCACGUACUAUUCUCGGCUACAAUCUCAUGCAAAACGCGCCGAUCACCUAGGCUACACCAAGCACACGAACGUUUGAAACUCGCAUAUUUUGUAUUUAAUUUUUUUUUUUUUUGAAGAAUCAUUCAACGCAGCGGUUAAAUGCUACUUUAUCAGUAAAUAAUAUUCCGCUGUAAUAAAGUGGCGAACGGGAGGCGAUCCCCAUCUCCGCUGCGGGAAACGCGGCGAAUGGUCCGUCUGAGCGACAGGUCCUCCAGCACAGAGACGGAAAAAAAUGAAUGGCGUGACGCAGAGGAAAUACCUCACAACACAGACCCGUAACAGAAGCCCGGAGCCCGGGCAAGGACUUCCAGACGAUCGUCGGUGCGCUUCUCUCUCUCCCUCCUUCACUCUCACCCUCCCUCUCGCCGAGGUCGUGAGUCUAAUGACUGUAUGGUGACUUGGGACUUGGGAUUUUCUCACAGCCUUAAACGGGUUUUCAGAUUGGACUUUCCUUGCAUUUAUUUUUUUUCUCCUCAUGUGGAUGGGAUAUAAGUGCAUGUCGACAGCUUGCCUGCUAGCUAAUGCGCUCUCUUCCGUUUUUCUCGCACACGGCAAAUGUCAGAGGAGUAAUUUAACCCAGAAAGGGAAGCAACUGUUUCGGGCAAAAAUACACAUUACAGAAUCUCGACCGGUGUGUCCAAGCGGGCACUAUACUUUCCAAAGGGCUUGACAAUAAGGAGGAUACAUUCCAAACGACUACUUUUCCAAGGAUUUUUCUGGUUGCUGGAAGGGGCGUAUCAUUAACCGACGUCGGGCAUUCCUUGCGGAUUUCGCUUUUACUGCGCUGGAUUAAAUUUGCUCCAUACAGUAAGUUAUUUAGCUGCUGAAAGUUACCGCGAUCUGGCGGGGACGCGUAUACGCGCACACCCCCCAUCCUCACCGCCCUCGGUAUUUCACCAUGUUUGCAUAUUUAUUACAUUUGCGGCGGAGAUACAUUUUAGCGCCUUACUUGUAUUUAAACAUCUGAAUGCGUAUUCUUGAGGAACAGGAAGAAUACCGCACACCUCCAAAUGUCUGAAGAAUUACAAAACCAAUACCUUACAAAGAAUAUCCUCCGGUGAUCCCAACAGCGGAUUAUAAAAAGUAAUUGAUCGAAAUUAAUAGGGGAAAUGAAUUCUCUGUGAUAAAUUAAAAAGGAAAAAUUGGUUUUGUCGGACCAGUUUGAAGCCGUGAUGGCAAACGACGUCCCAUACGACAGCCGAAAUAUUGUAGAGAUCUAUAUAUACCAUAAACUGCUGAAAACAGGCUAUGUGUGGGAAUUCCAGGCGGCCGGAGACACCGAUUCUCCCAAUAAUGGAUCGGUGGACUCCCCUCCCGGCUCUCAAGUUUUGGCACGCCGGUCCCAAGCAGCUGCCGCCGGCGGAGAGGACGCGUCGCCUGUCCGCAGCCGGACGCCCAGAUUUGAUCCACACGCCCGGCUGCACAGGGUCCUGCGCGAAGCGGGGGACGAGAUCGAGAGGAUGUUCCAGCGGGACUUCUCAGAAAUGCACGAAGAGCUGCACAUCACGCCCAGCACGGCGCAGCGCCGCUUCACGGCCGUCAUCGAGGAGCUGUUCAGCGAUGGCGUGAACUGGGGCCGUAUUGUGGCGUUUCUCGAGUUCGGCGGCACCAUGUGCGUGGAGAGUGUCAACCGAGAGAUGACGUCCCAGGUGGAUAACAUUGCACACUGGAUGACGGAGUACCUGAACGGACCACUGCAUAACUGGAUCCAGGAAAAUGGUGGCUGGGACGCGUUUGUGGAGAUUUACGGGCAACAGCGGGGUUCGGUGAUGGCCUGCUUCUGGCCGUACCUGAAGACAGUGUUUGGCCUGGCUGCUCUGGGGGCCGUCGGGGUCACAAUCAGCGCCUAUUUCACCAAGAAGUGAUGCGGGGGCUCCGCUUUGCCGCCUUGUCGAGGCCCCUGUUGGGCAAAGCCGUGUCCCCCAAUGCCCGGCAUCUUCAAAGCCUCCCUAGCAUCCGUGUUCUCCAUGGUCCCUCUGAGGCAUAUUCCUCAAAACACCUUCCCACUCGCGUCAAACACACACAUCCCUCCGUAAAGGAUUCACACAAAUGAAAUUAAAAGCAUAAAAAAACAACACUGACCCAUGAACGCAGAUGGAAUACAAACAUGAUAGCUGUUAUCCUCAUUUUCAUGUCUGUGUUUAGCCCUCAUGUAACAACAGCAUAUAUUAAACAGAUCCCUGCAGGGGUGUCAAGUUCAUAUUCAGGUUUGUGGGGUGGGGGGGUUGUUCCCUUUCUGUGCCCCCCCCACUCUUCUGAUGAUCUACGCCAUUCAUUUCUGAAACACGGAGCACUCCUUACAUUGUUCUUAACCACAGUUCUCCGACUGACGCUUGUCCCACAGGAUUCUGGGAAAACGCUUCUCUUGGCCGCCCUUAUUUAUUUAUCUAUUUCUCCCAGUCAUCUUAGAAGGCAGCAAAGCCGCGACCGUGCGAAUGCCUUUGGCGCGCCGUGAAGCAGAUUGAAACUGGAGUGAAUCCAUCCUGUUUAUCAUUCUACAUGGACCUCACUGUACAAAACAUAUGUAGCAUCAACUGUAAGACUCCAGUGUGCGAGCAGUGGCAGGGGCCCGCAUGAAGACUCCCUUCAUUCCCAUUUCAUUAUGAGCAGGGGGUUAUCUAUGUCCUGAAAAGGCCCCCCUUCCCCUGCUAGCAGUAUCGGGGAGAUCAUGCAGACAUUAAUAAACAGGUCACAUGUUCCCAGCUAGUAGGAGGACGACUGCCUUCCUGCUAAUAAGGACCAGAGCUUUUCUUAGACAUGGCUGUCAUCAUGGGGGGGCUGCUAGAGCAGGUGCUGCUACGAUGUAACCCCAGGGGUCAGUGAGGCGGGGGCCGGUUACCAUCUCACAGGUGUACUGCCCUGUCCUUUGUUCAUGGCCUGGGCCUUGUUCAGGGCCAAGCCCAUGCUGCUUUGACCUUUGACCUGCUCGGACCUCUCCCACUGGCACCCUGUUCACGCAGGACAUACUUGCCGCCUGCUGUCCCCCCAUCCCGUUCCUUCCGUCUAUGGCUUGUGUUUGUUGGCUCAUUUUUUUUGUAGUGGAACUUCUUUCAGAAACAGUAUUAUGGGAGGGGGCAACCCCACCUGCCCGAGCCCCCACACAAAACACCUCCCUCCGGAUUGAGCCAGAUGAGACUGGUGCCAGACCUACAGCGUGCAUCGAUUGCCCCCCUGGGGCAACGGUGCCAAAAAACCGGAUCGCCCAUGUUCAGAGAAGUACUUCAUCAAUGGCCUGGGGCUUCGUCCAGCUGUGUGGAUGGGGGUGUUUUCCAUCCCUUAGGGCACUGCCAGAACUUCCUAGUAUGUCCUCAGUACAGUCUGCAUGUCUUAUGGACACCAUCCAGCAUUUCACACACCCAGCCCAUCACUGCCAGAUUCAUAGCUUAUUUAUGACAUUGUUUUUCAUUCAUUUAUUUAAGGGGAUUUCUAGAGUUUCCACUAUAAAGUUUUCUUGUAUUUUUCAGGCCAAACAGAUAUCGGUUAGUCUUUGUAUAGCUCAGGGGUUCAGUAUGCAUCAGGAGCAACACACCCCCCACCCUGUGAUACAACACAUUGUUGGGACUAAGAAGGAACCAGGGGGUAUUUGAAAAGGUCACAAGAAGAGCCCUACUAUAUAUCCCUGAAUGAGGCACCUAGUCUCGAUUUCAUCGGUCAGUAUCUAGUUUUAGAUACAUGCUCAGCUUUAGAUAAAUGCACAAAUUUGAAAUGUUAAAUAUGUAUGCAAUUUGUAUAUAAUCAUCACAGUGUAAUGUUUAAAUAAGGUGACCAUGUAUCCUAUUUUCCCAGGACUUUUUUUAGGCGCCUAAAAAUAGAAUUAUCUGGGAUUUCACUUUGUGUGAUGUAUUAUGACAUUUGCUUCCUACAGUCAGAAUACUUUCUGUUAGCAUAAUUGCAUUGCUUUGAUGCCUCUCUUUGAUCCCCCCCCCACCGCUGCCGGUGUCCUCUUCUUUGCAAAGCAAAAUAUGGUCACUCUAGGUUAAAGCAUACAUGAUGUAGCUUUCCAGUCAUGGUGGUCACUCUGCUCUGAAAGUAAGGAUCAACUUCCAUGAUCUUUACGAUAUAAUGAACGACUGUAGGGUGUUCUGCUGUUUGGCGGUCCCCAUGCAACUGAGCAUGGACGCGAUUGGAAAAAGUGUUCACAGCUGAAGUUUUUGUUUAAUACGCUACAGCUACCGGACUUUUACAGCUAUCAUAUGUUUACAUCCAACAGCAACAUCAAAUGUAGUGCUCUGUUAAAAAAAAAUAAAAAGAACAGUCUAGUUUUUAUUAAGGAGUCAUCUACUUAGCUACUUACCGUACUAAUUUUAUGUUUUAAUCUAUUACAAGGUACCAAAAUGUUCAUUUACACAUCCAUAUCUACCAGCUACUGAAUAGAAGCACUCACAGCAAUACACUUGGGGGUCUGUUACUCAUGCCAACACCAAAUUUGCAUGUGUUUUUUUUAGCAAAAUCUGUAAUUAAAUUACAUUACAGCUACCAUUUUAGAAAAGCAUUGGGGGAGGGGAAAAUGCUACUUGGCUUUUUUGUUUCUUUUUUGCCCCCCACCCCCCACCCCGCUGGGGGCUGAGGUACUGUGCACAUUUGCUUUUGGGUCUUUUUUUUUUGAGUUGCGUAAUGUGUAACUUCCAGCUGCUAAUGGACGAUAAAUGAGUAACGAAAAGAUUUGCGCUUGGCGAUGUAACACGGAGGCCGACUGCGCACUAUUCCAAGCUGCUUACGAUGAGGUUUCAGCGAAUUCUGCCAGCCACAGGUGAUUCUCGCCAGACAACACAUGCACUCGAAUCUCGUUUGAUUAAUGAAAGGACAUCAAUGCUUAACCAAUUCCAGAAAGGAUCUUUUAACCAUUUGCGUAUUCAAUUGUAGUGAAGAGUGGACAAAAAGAACUGUACAGCCAUUUGAGGAAUCAGUGUCCAUCCUGAAGAACAUUGGCGGGAUCUCUGCAACUAGCUUGUGAUCUCUUCAAGGCAACUUGGCACCUUAUUGACAUAACCGACUAUUUUGAUAUUAUUCUCGAGCUUUCGUCCUUUUCGCUGAGAUCUUCUGGCUGUGAGGAGAUGCCGCUGCAUAGAAGGUGUUGAACUGGGACAGAGUGAAUGUCUGCGGAAUUGGGGGAAAUGGCAGGGGCUGACUUUGGAUGCCCUUCGCCAGCUGCAGGCACCAUGGUGAAGAUGAGCCAGCGCGUAAGGAAGAAUGGAGUUGAGAGUUUGAGGAGGGUGACAAGUGAGAUCCGGAACAGGAAACCAUGAAUGUGUCCCUUGUAGGUCAAGCAGGAUGAAGUUCUGCUUUUGAAGUAUAGGAGCAAUUCUGAUGUUUCUGCCUGGUUCCUCCUUUGUUUGCUCAAAACUAAGCUGUGUGAUCUUUUGUUGAGUGCAGUGAUAUUCCAUUGUGGGGUCUAUCUACCAAUGGGGUGGUUGGUUCAAGGGAAGGAAGGCAGUGGAGAUUUAAAUGUGCCAAGGAGAGGAUGUGCAGCCUGGUAAUGAUCCCACAGCUCUGCCCUGAUGAUACCAAAACCUCCUGAUUGGUCACUGUUUGGGUCCGAGAGGUGGUGGUCCUUCCCUUCAGCCAAGCUCAAGAUCCAGGCCUCUGAUUCAACUUGGAGUGUUCUGCCCUCUCCUGCUUACAUUAAUGCAUGUUCUACACGUUUCUAUGAUUCGGUUCUCUUCAUUUAGUAUUCAUGUAAAAAAAGAAAACCUUUGUCCCUUUUUUUUAAAAAGGAAACCAUCGCCCAGACUGACUUCUAGCUUGUGUCAGAUGGACCUUCUUGUAUACAAUGCCGAGCCUUUCUUUCUAUGGCCACUCUCAGUGCCUAACUGUACAUAUGUCUAUAAUCAUCCACUGCCUUUCCAUCAUGUUAUUUGCUUUGAGUCAAUGAAUGUUUCAACUGUAUGAUAACCACCUCCAUUUUAACAUCUCAAUGUUCACUUUCCGCGUGCUCUUUCAGAUGUCAAAAUGCUCGAGCAAGCAAUCCUGCACCGAAAUUGUUGCACAUUAUUCUAAUUACAAGGACAGCAAAUGAUCCACGGCUGCGCCGGGUGGGAGGUUAACGCCUUUCACCGUCAAGCGCGGCUUGGUCAAGUGGGGGCAGCUAAAACAGGCAAAUUAAGUUUCAAGCAGGCCAGUAGGAGAAGCCAUUUAUAAAAUACAGAAGAUGAUAUUUUACAUUAAUUGGCGUGUAAAGAGCAUUACAGGAAUCCCCAGAACAGCACAUUUGGGUUUUAUAAAUGGGGUUCCAUUAUAGCCAAGCUUGACGAGCAAGUGAUUAUUAUUAAAUAUAAUGAGAGCUGAUCUUUCAUCCCCAGCUUUCUGCUAUUUUACUGCCUGACAUUUCAUUAUAGAAUCUCUGAGUUUAUCUAAAACAUAAAUAUAGCAAAAACUCACUGUUUAGUCAGCGCAAGUUAAACAUUCUAUGCUUCUGAAUGCUGUUUGGUUGUUCUGUUGUCUUCUGAUUAUAGCACUUAUGAAAUGAAGUGCGUUAUCAUUGUUCAUUUUUUUAUGUACCAAUAAGCUACUUAUAUAUAAUGUGUUUUAAUUAAACUCACCUUUUAAUUCUUG